Manis javanica (Malayan pangolin) is the source of this 3326-nucleotide messenger RNA. It is a transcript of the gene NCLN, whose product is annotated as nicalin. NCBI's taxonomy places the organism in Eukaryota, Metazoa, Chordata, Mammalia, Pholidota, Manidae. Gene Ontology annotation, cellular component: membrane. Gene Ontology annotation, biological process: regulation of signal transduction. The record is from RefSeq and is a predicted model, not a curated record.
UGGGCUGCCCAGCACGGCGCCCGCAGGACCCCGGCGGCUACCCAUGCUGAGGUGAGUCCGCGGGAGCCGCUCUCGCCGCCGCCGUCCCGUCCCGUCCCGCUGCCGCCCCGCGCGGCCCCGCCGCCGGCCAGGAUGCUGGAGGAAGCGGGCGAGGUGCUGGAGAACAUGCUGAAGGCGUCGUGCCUGCCGCUUGGCUUCAUCGUCUUCCUGCCCGCGGUGCUGCUGCUCGUGGCCCCGCCGCUGCCCGCCGCCGACGCGGCUCACGAGUUCACCGUCUACCGCAUGCAGCAGUACGACCUGCAGGGGCAACCCUACGGCACACGGAAUGCCGUGCUUAACACUGAGGCGCGCACCAUGGACGCUGACGUGCUGAGCCGCCGCUGCGUGCUCAUGCGGCUGCUGGACUUCUCCUAUGAGCGGUACCAGAAGGCCCUGCGGCAGUCGGCGGGUGCUGUGGUCAUCAUCCUCCCACGGGCCGUGGCCGCGGUGCCCCAGGACGUCAUCCGGCAAUUCAUGGAGAUCGAGCCCGAGAUGCUGGCCAUGGAGACCGUCGUGCCAGUGUACUUCGCCGUGGAGGACGAGGCCCUGCUUUCCAUCUACGAGCAGACACAGGCGGCCUCUGCCUCCCAGGGCUCCGCGUCUGCCGCUGAAGUCCUGCUUCACACCGCCACUGCCAACGGCUUCCAGAUGGUCACCAGCGGGGCCCAGAGCAAGGCUGUGAGUGACUGGCUCAUCACCAGCGUGGAGGGGCGGCUGACGGGGCUGGGCGGAGAGGACCUUCCCACCAUCGUCAUCGUGGCCCACUACGACGCCUUCGGAGUGGCCCCCUGGCUGUCACACGGAGCGGACUCCAAUGGGAGCGGCACCUCUGUGCUGCUGGAGCUCGCGCGCCUCUUCUCCAGACUCUACACGUACAAGCGCACCCACGCCGCGUACAACCUUCUGUUCUUUGCCUCUGGAGGUGGCAAGUUUAACUACCAGGGAACUAAGCGCUGGCUGGAGGAUAACCUGGACCACACAGAUUCCAGCCUGCUCCAGGACAACGUGGCCUUCGUGCUCUGCCUGGACACCGUAGGCCGGGGGGACAGCCUGCACCUGCACGUGUCCAAGCCGCCCCGCGAGGGGACACUGCAGCAUGCCUUCCUGCGGGAGCUGGAGACGGUGGCCGCCCACCAGUUCCCAGAGGUGAGGUUCUCCAUGGUGCACAAGAAGGUCAACCUGGCCGAGGACGCGCUGGCCUGGGAGCACGAGCGUUUCGCCAUCCGCCGGCUGCCUGCCUUCACCCUGUCCCGCCUGCAGAGCCACCGGGCCGGCCAGCGCAGCAGCAUCAUGGACGUGCGGUCCCGGGUGGACUCUAAGAUCCUGACGCGCAACACGCGGCUCAUCGCAGAGGCCCUGACCCGCGUCAUCUACAACUUGACAGAGAAGGGGACCCCACCAGACAUGCCGGUGUUCACGGAACAGAUGGUCCAGCAGGAGCAGCUGGCCUCAGUGAUGGACUGGCUCACCCAGCAGCCCCGGGCCGCCCAGCUGGUGGACAAGGACGGCCCCUUCCUCAGCACGCUGGGGUCCUACCUGAGCCGCUACCUGAAGGAGGUGAAGCAUCACCACAUCAAGGCCGACAAACGGGACCCCGAGUUUGUCUUCUAUGACCAGCUGAAGCAGGUGAUGAACGCCUACAGGGUCAAGCCGGCCAUUUUUGACCUGCUCCUGGCAGUCUGCAUCGGUGCCUACCUCGGGAUGGCCUACACGGCAGUCCAGCACUUCGACCUCCUGUACAGAACAGUCCAGAGGCUGCUCUUGAAGGCCAAGACGCAGUGACAAGGCCGCCCGCCGGGGCCGCGGGGCGCCUUCCACCUGUCCUGCUCCCCGGCCGGCAGGGCCUCGCCCCGCACCUGCCCGGCAGCUGAACUCUGAAUUACAGAGCUGCUCUGUGUUGCUCUUGAGGCUUCGGAGGGUUCUUUCUCUCUCUUGGAGGAGCAUCCGAUGGGGGGCCCAGGGCCAGGCCACAGGCUUGGGGGAAACCCAGCCCUGGCGGUGGCCUGGUGGCCCUCAGGGCUUGUGCCCAGCGCAGCCUGGGUUCCCUCUUGCCCACAAUGCUGGCUGGAUGGCAGGCCGAGGGGUCAGGGCCACCCUGCACCCUGGCUCUGGGCAUCCUCAACACCAUCCUGACCUCCGUGGCAACUGGGGUGCUCUUCCCUCUUGUCCAAAGGGGGCAGCGCCAGCCUCCGUGUUCCGGCCCCUCCCUGGAAGCCUUGAGCCCCCCACCUGCUGGGUAGAGGGGAGUCAGCUCCGUGCAGCCUUGGGACAUGUCCCCUGGGCCUGCGGUGGGCGGCGGGCGCCCUGAAGACCCCGUGGCCUCCCUGCCCCCUGCUGUGCGGUCGGCCCCGUGCCGCUUACCCUCCUUCAGCUUCUUGCCUCCUCUGCCCCCCCACCCGUAGCUGCACCUCCUCUCGCCCCACCUGGGCCCCCGAGGCUCUCCCGCAGUGGCUGUGAUCUGGCCCGUUCCCCUGGGGACCUGGGUGGUGCCAGCAGUCUCUGGGGCAAGGGGAGGCCGCCCUGGGCCUCAGGUUUCCUGGUCUGUACAAAGGAGCCUAUGUUCUGGGGUGCUGGUGCCUCUCCCCCAGGUCGGGGCUAGAGGAGGGCAUUUGCUGGGGAAGACAUGACCAUGGGGCCUGCAGGGCUGCCCUCCCCGCGACCUGGAGUGGAAGGUUUGGAUCUGAAACCCAUAAGCCAGGCACUUCGGGGGCGUGAGCCCCUGGUAAGGGAGGAGGGGCGGUGGGUGUGGACAGGCACAGAGCUCAGGGAGACCCAGGUGUGCCGAUUCAUUAGCAAUAUAAUCAGCCGGGUGUCACGUGCUGGUCGGGCAGCUUCCGGGUGGGAGAAGGGCUCUGGGGCAGCCCGGCAGCCGGGCAGCCCCGGGCAGGUGUUGAGGGGACUGAGGCCUGGGGGCCGGCGCUGCUGCCCCCUCCCUGAUGCCAACUCCUGGGGUGGGGGAGGCAUCGCACCCCUCAUCUCUGGACCACUGUCCCAGCUUCCCGGGCCCUGGGAGGGCAAAGCACACAGGCUAGAGGAUGCUGAAGGGUCUUUUCUGCCUUGGGCCCCUUCUCCACCCCACUGGGUGGCCUGUCUCCCUUAGACUGUUUACCGAGCGUCUGGCAGCCCAGCCGCCUCGAGGCAGGGCACCGAUGGGGGUGGGCCUGUCCUCCCCUGGGAGAGGCGCCUGUGACGUGCCAUCCAGUGUGGCCAGGAGAGCGUCCUUCCUCCCGGGCGGGUCAGGAGGGUCGUGGGGCGGUGAUGAGAAAUAAAGCCAUAUCAAAUGAUCA